AUGAGGUACAGCGUUAGCAUCAAGGGAGUCAUCAAGAGGCGAGGAGAUGACUUUGAGACGGUGUCUUUCUGGCUGGCCAACACCUGCCGGUUCCUGCACUGCCUAAAACAGUACAGUGGAGAGGAGGCGUUUGUAAAGAACAACACCCCGCGUCAGAAUGAGCACUGCUUGUGUAACUUUGACCUGUCAGAGUACCGUCAGGUCCUCAGCGAUCUGGUCAUUCAGAACUACCAGCAGCUGGUCAGAUGCAUGGAGGAGGCCCUGCAGCCCAUGAUAGUUCCGGGUAUGCUGGAGCAUGAGAACUUCCAGGGAGUUCUGGGGUCUAAACCCACGGGCCUACGAAAGAGGACAUCCAGUUGCCCCGGAGAGGCUGUUUACACGGUGGACAGCAUCCUACAGCAACUCAGUCUCUUCCACGCUACCCUGAUUCAGCAUGACGUCGACCCCGAGCUCAUCAAACAGGGGGUGAGACAGCAGUUCUACAUUAUCUGUUCUGUCACUCUCAACAACCUGCUGCUGAGGAAGGACAUGUGCUCCUGGAGUAAAGGACUGCAGAUCAGGUAUAAUGUGUGGCAGCUGGAGGAGUGGCUGGAGGAGAAGGGGCUGUCAGACUGUGGAGCUAAAGAGAUGCUGGAGCCGCUGAUCCAGGCCGCUCAGUUACUACAGGUCAAGAAGAAGACUGAGGAAGACGCCCAGGCUCUCUGCACCAUGUGCUCUGCCCUCACCACUCUACAGAUUGUGAAAGUGCUCACCUUGUACACCCCAGUGAUUGAAUUUGAGGAACGGGUUUCGAUAUCCUUCAUUAGAGCCAUACAG
Oncorhynchus gorbuscha (pink salmon) is the source of this 816-nucleotide messenger RNA. Its product is annotated as unconventional myosin-Va-like. The annotation marks the transcript as partial. The record is from RefSeq and is a predicted model, not a curated record. The transcript has 7 exons. Lineage: Eukaryota; Metazoa; Chordata; Actinopteri; Salmoniformes; Salmonidae. Gene Ontology annotation, molecular function: GTPase binding.